CAGUCAUCGCUUUUCAUUAGCUCGGAUCCUAGAUAUAUGUGGAUAUGGUGGUGACGGAAAAGGGUUCGUGGAUCAUGGAAGAGAGAUUGUUGUCAUAAAGCCAUUAAAGAUGGAUUCCAACCAAAGGGAGAACACGUUCCGGAAUGUGAUUGUGGCACUAUGGGGUCUUCGACAUGUUUCCCUUAUUGGUCACUGCAGGGAGCAACAAGGGGUGGCUAGGAAAAGCAAUAACUUUUUUCCUCAAUCUUGGAAGCAACGACUCCAGAUCUGCAUUGACACUGCUCCCAAGGUCAUACAUCAUGAUCUGAAGCCUGCAAAUAUUCUGCUUGUGGCUAGGCUUGCAGAUUUGGUCAUGUAAAUGUGAAGAGCGAUGUAUAUGGAUUUGGCGUGUUGUUACUAGAAGUGCUAAAAGGUUUGAAAGAAAUUGACCUGAGACAUAGCGGUGAACAACAAAACUUGGUUGUUUGUAUGAAGCCGCGCUUAUCUGACCAGAGGAAACUGAUCCAUACAAACAGCAGGUCCACGAUGGUCGGAACAACUCGUGGCAUGCAUGCAGUUGAAGUACCAGUUAUCUACAGAGAUUUCAAAGCUUCCAACAUUCUUCAAGAUGAAUUGAAAGGUCUUAAAAAUGAGGCCCACGUUCCAGCCCAAGCUCCGGCUCACAGUGAUUGGUCGAAGCACACGACGGAUGUUGAAUAUCCUCAGACUACACUGCCUCUCCAAAAACAGGCUUGCAACCCACAGACUGGAGUGGGGAUCAUCAACAGUAUACUCUUAUCUAUCCUGUGAUUGUGAUUUCUAGUAAUCUCUAUACUCUAUUGACCCCAAUAUCUUAUUGUAAAACACUUGGUAAAUAAGAGUGGAAAAUAAAAAAAAAGAGUAUAGAGUUAGUUGAAGCAUAAACUGACGUGCUUAUGUUCAAUGUGUGUGUGCUUGAUAU
This is a messenger RNA of Salvia splendens (bonfire salvia), 940 nucleotides long. RefSeq lists its product as uncharacterized. NCBI's taxonomy places the organism in Eukaryota, Viridiplantae, Streptophyta, Magnoliopsida, Lamiales, Lamiaceae. The transcript is spliced from 2 exons. Bases 469 to 789 code for a protein of 106 amino acids. The record is from RefSeq and is a predicted model, not a curated record.